Messenger RNA from Artibeus jamaicensis (Jamaican fruit-eating bat), 2220 nucleotides. It is a transcript of the gene DFFB, whose product is annotated as DNA fragmentation factor subunit beta. Gene Ontology annotation, biological process: apoptotic process; apoptotic DNA fragmentation. Bases 118 to 1143 code for a protein of 341 amino acids. The record is from RefSeq and is a predicted model, not a curated record. Gene Ontology annotation, cellular component: nucleus; cytoplasm. Gene Ontology annotation, molecular function: DNA endonuclease activity. Lineage: Eukaryota; Metazoa; Chordata; Mammalia; Chiroptera; Phyllostomidae. The transcript is spliced from 7 exons.
GCGGUGUGCGGCCUUCUCUUCCGCGGAGUGCACCUGGGGCUGACCCCGCGGCCCGCGUGGGGACGCGCCUAGGAGUGGGCCCAGCAGGUGCUUCCUGCGGGGCUGGAGGCUCUGAGGAUGAUGUCUCUCUUCCGGAAGCCCAAGACGUUCAAGUUGCGAGCCCUGCACAGCCAGCAGAAGUUUGGGGUAGCGGGGAAGAGCUGCCAGGAGGUGCUGCGGAAGGGGUGUCUCCACUUCCAGCUGCCUGUGCCCGGCUCCCGCCUCUGUCUCUACGAAGAUGGCACGGAAGUGACGGGAGGUUACUUCUGGAGCAUCCCCGACAACUCGGAGCUGGUGCUGCUCACCGAGGGCCAGACCUGGGAGGGCUAUGUGAGUGACAUCAGUCGCUUCCUCAACGUGUUCCACAAGCCGCAUGUGGGGGUCAUCCAGGCUGCCCGGCAGCUGCUGUCGGAUGAACAGGCCCCGCUGCGGCAGAAGCUGCUGGCCGACCUCCUGGGCACUGUCAGCGAGAACAUCGUGGCCGAGACCCGGGCCGAGGACCCGCCCUGGUUCGAAGGUUUGGAGCCCCGGUUUAGGAGCAAGUCCAGCUACCUGAGGUUCAGCUGCGAGAGCAGGAUCCGAGGCUACCUGAGAGAGGUGAACGCGCACACGCCCGCGGUGGGCGCGCAGGCUCGGGAGGAGUUUGCGCGGGUGGUGGACGCCAUGGGCCAGAAGCUCCGGGCUGAGCGGUACAACGGCUGCUACUUCGACAGGGGCGCCAAGGCCGGCAGCCGGCUCUGCACGCCCGAAGGCUGGUUCUCCUGCCAGGGUCCUUUCGACAUGGCCAGCUGCGUGUCCAGGCACUCCAUCAACCCCUACAGCAACAGGGAGAGCCGGGUCCUCUUCAGCACCUGGAACCUGGACCACGUAAUAGAGAAGAAGCGCACCGUCAUCCCCACGCUGGCGGGGGCGCUCGAGGACCAGGACGGCAGGCAGCUGGACUGGGAGUACUUCUACAGCCUGCUCUUCACCUCCGAGAACCUGAAGUUGGUGCACGUCGCCUGCCACAAGAAAACCACCCACAGACUCAGCUGCGACCCGAGCAGGAUCUACAGGCCGCAGACGAAGCCCAGGAGGAAGCGGGCCGCUCGCAAGUGCCCGUGACUCGGGCUCGCGCCCUCCACAUCGCCCUGGGCCUGGGGACAGGUUGGGGGGGCACAGGGAGGAUUUUAACGGGUGCUGGGUUUUUUUGCCACUGCAGUGGCUUCUGGAAAGAGCUUCUACAAAACCUCCCUACAGACUCCAGACCCCAGGGCAGGUCUGAAUCUGCGCCUGAGACCCCACAGUGGAGAGCAAGUUUGGUGCCCCGGCAGGACGUCAGGGGCGCUGGUGCCCGGGCGGUGGGGACCAGGGACCCGUGCUCUCGGGUCCUACCCGCUUGGGGCGCCCGUGUGGCCCCGCCUCCAGGCCCAGGCUGAGGGACGAUGCUCUCCUGGCAGCUGGGCUGAGUCUCCCUGCCCUGACGGCAGGAAGCUCCACCCCAGACCCUUUCAGGGAGAGAAGGUCCCGCUCCGCGAAGAACACACAGGUGUUCACUCCGUGCUGACGCCUGUGGGCAGGGAAUGGCCGCUGUGGCGUUACAUCCCACCCCCUGGAAUCCAACGGCCACGAAGGUCGGGCAGCGCUAACUUCACGAAUCCCCUAACACGAGUGCGGGAUGCGAAGCGGUGCAGAGGUUCUCGGUGCCUAUGAGCGGAAACAAGGCGGGGGGGGGGGGGCUGCCUGUCCAACUCACAGGCCAGCUCCGCAGAGUGCGACCCGCCGCUUACGAAAGGCCUCCGCGUGCCGCACACGUGUUGGCGUGUGCAGACAGCACGUCUGUGAACAGUGGCAGUCCCGGGGACAGGGUGGGCACGGCUGGCUUUCACAGGACUAAGUCUGUGAAGUGCGGGUUUCACUGCACACUCGGACCUCCGUACCCGCGGGCUGGCGUCCUCGGCGCUGGUCCUCGCCGUUUGUAUCCAUUUGCACCAGGAGCAGGAGCAUCUUGGGUCUGGGUGUCGGGGCCGGUGCUGGCUGCACCCCUCUGCGGGGACCGAUGGGACAGCCACGCUUGAAAUGUUCAAAAUGAGCAUUUAUUUUGUAACUUUUAAAAUUUUUUAUUUUUUACAUUUUGUAACAUUUGAACUUUCACAUUUACUGUAGAAUCAGGACACACGAUAAAGACUUUUCAUAAACAGA